GGGGAUAUAGUACAGGCGUUCCACUACAAGAGCUCUUUGAAAACCUGUAUAUUUCUCUUUAACUAAAGUUAAAUCGGAGUUAAACAGAGAUAGAAUUAAGUUAAACAAAGAAAAAUGGAGUUAGGUCUGCUGAUUGAAUGUGCAAGUAAGAGAUUAGUGUGUGUUCAGUUUGUUUAGUGUUUUAGUGCUCAGACAGUGAGAGAUGUCGCCCCGCAGCACAGUGAUGAAGACUCUGAUCUUCUUCACAUUUUCUCUUCAUCUUUCAUCAGCAGUCACACACUCGCUGCAGUAUUUCUACACUGCAGUUACACCUGGAAUAAACUUCCCAGAAUUCACUGCUGUGGGUCAGGUGGAUGGGCAGCAGUUUGGCUGUUAUGACAGUGAAAGGAGAGAAGUCAUAAAGACAGAGUGGAUUCAUUCUGAUCAUCCAGAUCACUGGAACAGAAUCACACGAAUUGCAAAGGAGCAUCAGGAGGCCUACAAAGCCCAUGUGUUUACACAAAUGCAGGUCUUUAAUCAGACUACAGGAGUUCACACAGUGCAGAGGAUGGUUGGAUGUGAGCUUGAUGAUGAUGGGACUGUUAGAGGAUACAGACAGUAUGGUUAUGACGGAGAAGAUUUUCUCAGUUUUGACCCGAAAACUCUCACAUGGACUGCAGCUAAACCACAAGCUGUGAUCACCAAGAACAGGAGGAAUACUGAACCUGGUAACAAUAAUGAGAUGAAGAACUUCCUGGAGAUUGACUGUAUUGAUUGGUUAAAGCAGUAUGUGUCUUACGGCAAAGAGACUCUGGAGAGGAAAGUUCGUCCUACAGUGUCAAUGUUCCAGAAACACUCGCCUUCUCCAGAGGUGGUGUGUCACACUACAGGUUUUUUCCCCAAAGAGGUGAUGAUCUUUUGGAGGAAGGAUGGAGAGGAGGUGCAUGAGGACGUGGAGCUCAGAGAGACGUUACCCAACCAGGAUGGAAGCUUCCAGAAGAGAAGCUUUCUGAAAGUCCCAGCUGAGGAGCUGCAGAAACACACCUACACCUGUGUGAUUCAGCACAGCAGCUUGGAGAAGGAGUUAGUGCUAGAAGUACCAAAAGGUGGAGGAUCGAUGGUUAUCAUCAUUGGUGUAGUUGUGGCUCUCAUUGUUCUCGUUGUUGCUGGAUUUAUGUUCUGGAAGAAGAAGAACUCUGGUGAGAGGAGGAAGGAGGCAGAUGUGAAGUUUUCACAGAACAGAUUUACACUUUCUAAUUCUUGAAGGAGAUUUGAUGAAGAUUUUACUUGUUUUUAAUCUGAACUGAUAAACUGAUAAAUAACUGUCUGUCCAUCAUCUGUGUUUCAGGCUUCAAACGUGCUCCAGCCUCUGAAGAGUCUUCCUCCACCAAUUCUUAAUGCGUGACUGUGUGUCUUCCUGCUGAAGUGAGAGAGUAAGACAUGAUGAUGUUUACAGUGUCAUAUGGAAGAAAAAUCUGUGUGUGGACUGAAACUCCAGCAGAAAAGACUGAGCUCACAUUAUAUCUCAGCUCAGAGCUGAUCCUGUUUCUUUCUCUCUGUUUUUCUAGGAGACACCAGUGCCCCUUUUCCACCAAAAUCAACCGGGUGCUGGUUCAGAGCUAGUGCUGGUGCUGGUUCAAAGAUGGUUCCACUGGCGAACCUUCUAAGAACCGGUUUGCCUUUCCAUCGGCUAGAGAGCCGUCACAGAGCCCAGUCUGACAUCACUGUAUACGUGUUACGUCCCAGCAAUGUUAGUGCAGCAGCAGCAAACACAACAUCAUCAGUGGUGGAUGUUGCUUUACUGUUAAUGCUCAUGGCUUUGUGAACCUACAUUAAUGUCCAAACGCGGCAAUCCAACGUGUACAUGCAGCUCCAUGUAAUCUGUAUAAACGGAGGUUGUAAUUGAGAAAGUACAUACAGUAUUGUUCAAAAUAAUAGCAGUACAAUCUGACUAACCAGAAUAAUCCAGGUUAAUCCAUUUUUUUAUUGCUACGUGGCAAACAAGUUACCAGUAGGUGCAGUAGAUUCUCGGAAAACAAACAAGACCCAGCAUUCAUGAUAUGCACGCUCUUAAGGCUGUGCAAUUAGGCAAUUAGUUGAAAGGGGUGUGUUUAAAAAAAAGCAGUGUCUGCCGUUGACUGUACAACUCAAAACUAUUUUGUACAAACAUUUUUGUUUCUAGGAUUUAGCAAUCCUGUGAAUCACUAAAUUAAUAUUUAGUUGUAUGGCCAAAGUUUUUUAAAACUGCUUCACAUCUGUUUGGCAUGGAGUCAACCAACUUGUGGCACCUCUCAGCUGUUAUUCCACUCCAUGAUUUUUUAACAACAUUCCACAAUUCAUUUACAUUUCUUGGUUUUGCUUCAGAAACAACAUUUUUGAUAUCACCCCACAAGUUCUCGAUUGGAUUAAGGUCUGGGGAUUGGGCUGGCCACUCCAUAACAUUUAAUUUUGUUGGUUUGGAACCAAGACUUUGCUCGUUUACUAGUGUGUUUGGGGUCAUUGUCUUGUUGAAAUAACCAUUGUCUUGUUGAAACAACCGUUUCAAGGCUAUGUCCUCUUCAGUAUAAAGCAACAUGACCUCUUCAAGUAUUCUAACGUAUGCAAACUGAUCCAUGAUCCCUGGUAUGUGAUAAAUAGGCCCAACACCAUAGUAGGAGAAACAUGCCCAUAUCAUGAUGCUUGUACCACCAUGCUUCACUGUCUUCACUGUGUACUGUGGCUUGAAUUCAGAGUUUGGGGGUCGUCUCACAAACUGUCUGUGGCCCUUGGACCCAAAAAGAACAGUUUUACUCUGAUCAGUCCACAAAAUGUUCCAUUAUUUCUCUUUAGGCCAGUUGAUGUGUUCCUUGGCAAAUUGAAACCUCUUCUGCACGUCUUUUUUUUUUAACAGAGGGACUUUGCCGGGGAUUCUUGAAAAUAGAUUAGCUUUGCACAGACGUCUUCUCUUCUGUCACAGUACUUACAGGUAACUCCAGACUGUUUUUGAUCCUCCUGGAGCUGAUCAUUGGCUGAGCCUUUGCCAUUCUGGUUAUCCAUUUUGAUGGUUUUCUUCCAUUUUCUUCCAUGUGUCUCUGGUUUUGCUCUCCAUUUUAAGGCAUUGGAGAUAAUUUUAUCUUCACAGCCGAUAAUUUUUUGCACCUCUUUAUAGGUUUUCCCCUCUAAAAAUCAACUUUUUAAUCAAAGUACGCUGUUCUUCUGAACAAUGUCUUGAACAACCCAUUUUCCUCAGGCUUUCAAAUGCAUGUUCAACAAGUGCUGGCUUCAUCCUUAAAUAUCUUCAUCCUUCCACCUGAUUCACACCUGUUUUUUCACAAAAUUGAUGACCUCAGUGAUUGAAAGCCACUCUGCUAUUUUUUUAACACACCCCUUUCAACUAAUUGAACAAUUGCACAGCCUUAAGAGCGUGCAUAUCAUAAAUGCAGGGUCUUGUUUGUUUUCUGAGCAUCUACUGCACCUUCUGGUAACUUGUUUGCAAUGUAGCAAUAAAAAAUAUACUAAAAAACUGGAUUAUUCUGGUUAGUCACAUUGUACUGCUAUUAUUUUGAAAAAUACUGUAACAUUAUUUUAUCAUUAACACAAAAAAAGUUAGCUCUAACCUAAAGUUAGCCCAUGUAGCUACUUACUAUCAAGUGUGCUGAUAACGUAUCAUAUUGUGGUAAAGUAAAAGUGUAUUAAACAUUAGUAUACUUAAGGUACAUUAUCAAAUGCGCUAACAGUAGCCCCGCCUACAGCCCCUGAUGCAAGCGGUUCUUAAGUGUAGACCAGCAGCGUUUUGGUGCUACUUAAGAACCACUUUUCCUGGUUCAGAGCCGGUGCUUUGGCUUUCGAAAAAGAAAGAACUGGUUCUAAAUUAGGCUCCAAACCAGCACUCAAACUGCCUCGGUGGAAAAGGGCACAGAAGAUGGAGAUGAGGACCACACACUCACAUACACACACACUCUGUUACACUGAGGGUGAUGUUGGCGAUAUUUCAGCUGGUAUCCAGCUCUUCUCUGUGUGUAUUGUGUGCUCCAGACUUCAUUCUGUUGUUCUAUUCAUUAGUAAAUCUGGUUUUAAACUUUACUUAUCUUCACACUCAGCUCCAUCUGUCACUUCUCUUUAGAAUACGUUUUUUCUGUGUAUAGUCUAUAUGCUUGUACAUAACUCUUAUCUAAACAGGUAAUCUUGUCUAACGAGCAGCUAUUGACCAUGAUUGUGUCUAGAGUUUCGGAUUAAACUUUACAUUAACAACAAAACUUUAACAAAAAGGUUAUUUUUAAUAUUUUCAUGCAGUGUUACUAAAUGUAAAUUUUACUAAUGUUGAUAGAAUUUUUACUGCCAGAAACACAUUUUGUGAUCAAAUCCAUGUUCCUGAAGUGGUGCAAUUUUCUAGUGAAAUGUGAAUAAAAAUUAAUAAAGAAA
Molecule: messenger RNA, 4380 nt
Organism: Tachysurus fulvidraco (yellow catfish)
Lineage: Eukaryota; Metazoa; Chordata; Actinopteri; Siluriformes; Bagridae
Product: BOLA class I histocompatibility antigen, alpha chain BL3-7-like
Exons: 5
Coding region: 203-1243 (346 amino acids)
Biological process (GO): immune response
Cellular component (GO): external side of plasma membrane
Source: RefSeq, a predicted model, not a curated record